UUUAAAAGAAGGAAGAAGGCGUAGUACUGAACCGAAUGUGUUUAACGGAAAGAAAGUUUUUAUCUCUGCAAGCUUUUUAAUUCCAGAAGUGUCUUGUGGAUUAAUCUGGAUUAUUUUGUGCUGGUUUCAGAUGGAACUCCCCUUUCCCCGGAACGUUUUCUCCCACGGGCUUUGUUCGUGAAGUUCCACGCAGGCUCCACGCUGGAAGAAAACAGCGCAGAUUAACGUCACAAAAACAAGCAAAAAAGUCACACUCUGGGAUGUGAAACGUUGGAUCGAUCAUCAUGGCUUUCCUCCAGGGAACGUGUUGAGCUCACAAACAGAAUUACCUGAAGUUAAAUACUGUUUUGAAAGAACUGAAGUUUUGCUGCAGUCAUGUCAGCAGAUGAAGACGUGGUCCCAGACACAGCUCCGCCACAGUUUGUGAAUCCCCCGCCUCCUGAGGUGACCAAUCCCAGCAAACCAGGCCGAAGGACCAACCAGCUGCAUUUCAUGCAAAAUGUUGUGGUCAAAUCACUGUGGCGGCACAACUUUGCUUGGCCUUUUCAUCAACCUGUCGAUGCUGUGGCUCUCGGACUCCCGGAUUAUCACAAGAUCAUAACAUCCCCGAUGGACAUGGGAACCAUCAAGAAACGCCUGGAGAAUAACUACUACUGGAGCUCGUCUGAGUGUAUGCAAGACUUGAACACCAUGUUCACCAACUGCUACAUAUACAACAAGCCUACAGAUGACAUCGUGUUGAUGGCUCUGGCCUUGGAGAAGAUUUUCUUACAAAAAGUUGCCCUGAUGCCUCGAGGAGAAGUUGACUUUGUACCUCACUCAGCUAAAGGCAAGACCAAAAAAAGUAGCCCUGGAGGUGGGACUGAUGAAGCACAGGCUGGUCUCAGCAGCGUGUCUUCGGGCCCAAAACGGCCACCACAGACCACCACUAAAAAGAAGAAAGGGGUGAAGAGGAAAAGUGACACCAUGACAGAUGCGCCCUCAGAAAUCCUAACCGGCUCGAGCGAUUCGCCAGAAGUCAAGCGGCGGCGUGACAGCAUGUGCAGAGCGGCUAAUCCCACAAAGAUGGACUCUGAAGCGUCGCUGCAACAACAGACUGAGCAGAACAAGCCGAGCACACAGCUGAAGUACUGUCAGAAUGUGCUAAAGGAAAUGCUUUCUAAGAAACACGCGGCCUAUGCCUGGCCUUUCUACCAGCCCGUCGACGUUGAAGCUCUGCAGCUGCACGACUACCACAACAUCAUCAAAUACCCCAUGGAUCUCAGUACCGUCAAAAAAAAGUUGGACGCACGAGAGUAUCAGGAUGCUCAAGCUUUCGCUGCAGACGUCAGGUUAAUCUUCUCUAACUGCUACAAAUACAAUCCGUCACAUCACGAAGUUGUCGCUCAGGCCCGAAGACUUCAGGGUGUGUUUGAGAAGCAUUUUGCAAAGAUUCCAGACGAGCCGGUUGAGUUCAUUCCACUAGGGGGAGCUGUGACUGCCAAAGACACCACUUCUUGUGCAGUAAGCUGCAAAAGCAACUCCAGCGUGGACAAGCUGGACUCGGCAGAGGACCGCGCCACCCGACUUGCAGAGUUGCAAGAGCAGGUGGGUGCAGAACAGCUCAAAGCUGUUCAUGACCAGCUCUCCACACUCUCUGCGGGCCCCGCGAUGAAGCCGAAGAAGAAACACGAGAACAGCAGGCAUAGUCAAAGUAACACAGAUACUGCCAGGCCGUCGUGGAAGGCGACAUUGGAGUGCGAUUCAGACGACGAGUCGUUGCCGAUGACGUACGACGAGAAGCACCGGCUGAGCCUGGACAUUAACCGGUUACCCGGCGUGAAGCUGGGCCGUGUGGUGCAAAUCCUGCAGACACGAGAGCCUUCAAUGUACGACUCCAGCCCGGACGAGCUUGAAAUCGACUUUGAGCGGCUCAAGCCCUCCACUCUGCGGGAGCUGGAGCGAUUUGUCAAGUCCUGUCUGCGGAAGAAGUUCAUGAAAUCUCAGCAGAGAAGCGUCCAAGCUGCGACUCGCCACGCCGGCGGCGGCAGCAGCAGUUCUUCAGACUUGGUCAGCAGCAGCUCCACCGACUGCAGCUCAGACUGAAGCAGUGGCGGCUCUGCUCCACUUCUUUACUCACCCAAAGACUUUAUUUUGAAAAUGCUAAACGGGUUUAUUUUUCUAUUUUGUAAAUUAAAGUUCUCACAUGCUGUUUUUAUUCAGUAUGACUUCUUCCUCAUUGCGAUGUUUAUUCUUCGUCUUUUUCUUCUUGAAGCGUAAGUCACUGUUUCUUAUUAAAUACGCAGACCA
Thalassophryne amazonica is the source of this 2289-nucleotide messenger RNA. RefSeq names its product bromodomain-containing protein 3-like. Gene Ontology annotation, biological process: chromatin remodeling; regulation of DNA-templated transcription. NCBI's taxonomy places the organism in Eukaryota, Metazoa, Chordata, Actinopteri, Batrachoidiformes, Batrachoididae. The transcript is spliced from 11 exons. The record is from RefSeq and is a predicted model, not a curated record. Gene Ontology annotation, cellular component: chromatin; nucleus. The coding region runs from base 376 to 2085 and encodes 569 amino acids.